AUGGAUACAAACGAGGAUGUCGGCCUUGAAGAGCGCUUGAAAUCUGCCCUUUGGUUAUCGAUUGGAAAGAUCGUAGACGAGGAAACAAUCAAGCUCGGCAUGAACGCCACACCGCAAUUUAUCGGUGCCUUGACCGAGCUCGUCUGGGUUCAGAUAGGAAUGGCACUGGUUACGCUCGUGGGAGCAAGGACGCAAAACGCCGCUUACGCCAUGACAUAUUCGGGGGCCUUGGAAAUUGUGGCUAAUGGACGUUAUCCGACAGAAACUGCGAGUCAGGAUCUCGAAUGCUUCGCGAAACACGCAGGCCGUUCGACGAUCAACGUAUCCGACGUGAUGAUGCUGGCACGCCGCAACGAAGGACUCGAGUCUAUUUUAAGAGCAUAUGUCGAUCGACAGCGCGAGCAGGAGAAAGAGGACUGA
This is a messenger RNA of Aspergillus mulundensis, 420 nucleotides long. Its product is annotated as CENP-S family protein. The record is from RefSeq and is a predicted model, not a curated record. The transcript has 4 exons. The coding region runs from base 1 to 420 and encodes 139 amino acids. Gene Ontology annotation, molecular function: protein heterodimerization activity; chromatin binding. Lineage: Eukaryota; Fungi; Ascomycota; Eurotiomycetes; Eurotiales; Aspergillaceae. Gene Ontology annotation, cellular component: FANCM-MHF complex; Fanconi anaemia nuclear complex. Gene Ontology annotation, biological process: resolution of meiotic recombination intermediates; replication fork processing.